Molecule: messenger RNA, 3611 nt
Organism: Coffea eugenioides
Lineage: Eukaryota; Viridiplantae; Streptophyta; Magnoliopsida; Gentianales; Rubiaceae
Exons: 12
Coding region: 20-3274 (1084 amino acids)
Biological process (GO): DNA repair
Cellular component (GO): nucleus
Molecular function (GO): protein binding; hydrolase activity, acting on acid anhydrides, in phosphorus-containing anhydrides; phosphoric diester hydrolase activity
Source: RefSeq, a predicted model, not a curated record
UUGCCAUGAAAUUAAUAGUAUGAUCGUACGCUCAGAUUCCUACCAUCAAACCCUCAGACGCCAUUCAUUCAGUCUUUCCUCAAACCCUCCGAAAAAACCCAGAAUCGGAACUGUCUGCUCGGCUUCAAUUUUCAUAAAACCCCUUGGACUGCCAUUAUUCUCAAAAACUACCCAAUCGCCCAGCAAAUCAUUCCAUUUAGAGCCUAAUAAACCCUAUACAAUUGGGCGUGAUUAUUUUUGCUGCGAUUUUCUGUUUAUUGACAGGAAAAUCAGUAAAAGCCACUGUCAGAUUUUAUUCAAUUCUUCGGAUAAGAAGGUAUUUUUAGCUGAUGGUGUAUUCUUUGGUAUUGAUCAGAUUGAAUGUUCUUCUCGGGUCAGGGCUUCACUGAAUGGGGUUUUCGCCAAUGGAAUUAGGAUACGAAAAGGGGAAGUUGUGGAAUUGCAUGGUGGCGAUGAGAUUUUACUUUCUUGUGGCAAUGGAAGUGAUUGUAAUGUAGUUAAUAGAAUUGGAUUUUUUGUAGAAAGAAUUGUUUUAUCAGAGGAAGUUGUUGAUAGGAAUGUGCCUAAUUUGAUGGCAAGUGGCAUGUCAAUUGAUUAUGGUCCUGUCAGACUAGCAAGUAAUAAAUUGGACGUGAAGGCAGGCUUUUUGUUAAGCAUGUGUAGAGAUAUUUUGUGUAGUAAUGAUCCGAUUUCAUUUAUGAAGAAGCAUGCUAAUCUUGAUGGUAAAAUUCGUAGUUCAUAUUCUAGGAGAAGUGGGAAGAAGUUCAUCAGUUUUUUAAAAAGUAGUGGUGUAAAAUCAAGUAGCGAAGAUCGAGUACAUAGGCUAGAGGUCGCACUUUCUGAAUCCCCUGCUAAUUGUAGAGAUGCGGUAGUUAAUUGUUAUAAGGGGACUAUAAUUUCUUCUGAGAGAAACACUGGUUCUCAAAGCUUUAGUUUUAAUGAGAAUGCUGAAGAAAAAGUGGAUAAUUAUCGUUUACAACAAAAUAAUGGUGUGAAUGUAAGUGGCAAACCCAAGGCACUGUCUUUGGACUGUCCGAGGGUGGCGGAUAUGGCUUUAUGUGAUAGGAGUAAUGUAAGCCAGGAUAAGAUUGAGGGUGGUUAUGUAUCGCCACCAGGAAGGAAGUUUUAUUUGAACCGGCUUCAGUUCAUGGGCCAUUGCUCAUCAGAAGCUCAAGAUGUUGUUUCACUGCCAGAGCUCUUUUAUCCUGUUGAAUCUCUACAGCGGGUAUUUAUUGCAACAUUUACUAGCGACAUACCAUGGUUUCUGUCCUAUUGCAGGAUUCCUGCCCAUCUCCCAAUAACAAUUGCUUGCCACAAUGCUGAAAGGUGUUGGAGUUCAAACCCUGAAAGAAGAACCUCAUAUCCUUUUACAGAUUUUCCGCGUUUAGUUGUGGUGUAUCCUCCUUUUCCUGAGGUUAUAGCUUUUGGUAAAGACCGUAGGAAGUCAGGCAUUGCUUGUCAUCAUCCAAAAUUGUUUGUGCUGCAAAGAGAAGACACCCUUCGGGUUGUGGUUACUUCCGCAAAUUUGGUGGCAAGACAGUGGAAUAAUGUGACCAAUACAGUCUGGUGGCAAGAUUUUCCUCGUUCUUGUACACCUGACUAUGGUUCACUAUUCAAUCAAUCAUCUUUAGGGGGAAAUAAUCAAGAUUCAAAGUCCGAUUUUGGUGCUCAGCUGGCUGGAUUUAUGGCUUCUUUAGUAGCUGAUGUACCAAGUCAGGCCCAUUGGAUUCUGGAACUGGCCAAAUACAGUUUUAAAGGUGCUCUUGUACAUCUGGUUGCUUCUGUACCAGGAAUCCACACGCCUAAAAGUCCUUACAUGUUGCACUCAAGACAUUUUCUGUCUGGUAACAAGAACAUGCAGAAGUCCUCUGGCAGAAAUUUGCUCGGUUCGGUUGAAACAUCUGUGGUUGGUAUGAGCCACCUUUUCUGCACAUCAGUUGAUUCAAAUGGUGUGAAGCUAAAGAAACUGGCUGCCUUUCUUCGAAAGUGCUCUGAGAAUGCAUAUGGAAUGUCAGAGAUUAUUUUAAGGCGAGAGACUAAUAUUCUGGCUGAUGUAAAUGCAGUGAGUGUUCUAAUUCCCAAUCCAGAAGAGUUUUCUUUGGGAGAUUGUGUUCAAAUAGGAUUUCUACCAAGAGAUGUUGCACAGUGGGUAGCUCCACUAUCAGAUGAUGGCUUUUUUGCAUUUUCAGCAUAUAUUUACCCAAAGGAAGUCCUCAGAGCAGCCUUAGAAGGAAGCUACAUCAAAGUACAGUUGAUACUUUAUGUCUCCCAAGGCCCAUGCUUUUCAGGAAUUUCAAAUUCCUUGAGAUGUCAGCAAGUUUCUGCCAUAUGCUCACUAGUUUCAUCAAUUCAUAGAUGUGUAGGCCUUUGGCGUCUUCAAGAGGUUUUGGCUCCCUACAAAUGGCCUGAACACUUAGAGACUGACUUUCUCUUUGGCUCAUCCUCCAUUGGGUCUGUGAAUGCACAAUUUGUGGCUGCAUUUUCAGCAGCAUCUGGAAAACGUGCAGCACAAUUAUCUGAAUCUGAGGAGUCUGAUCCACAUUGGGGCUGCUGGAGUGCAAGUCAAGAGCUAAGAAAUCCAUCUAUCAAAGUCAUUUUCCCUACCAUUGAAAGGGUGAAAACUGCAAGUUGUGGAAUUUUGGCAUCUAAAUACAUCCUGUGCUUCUCACAGAAAACGUGGCAGAGGUUGAAAAAUGUUGGCAUACUUCAUGAUGCUAUUCCUUAUCCCAAUGAGAGAAGUGGGUUCCCUAUGCAUGUGAAGGUAGCGCGAAGAAGGUUCCAAUCUAAGACAGAUGCUUCUUCCUUUGGAUGGGUUUAUUGUGGAUCACACAACUUUAGUGCUGCUGCUUGGGGCCGUCCGCUUCCAAAUACCGUUGACAGAAAGGUGAACGUGAAUGAGAGAAAUAGUUCAGUAUUAGGUUCAAGGAUUCAUAUCUGUAAUUAUGAGCUCGGAAUCAUUUUCACCGUUCCCCCAUCAGAUAAAAAGGACAAUGGGGAUGAAAAGCACGGAAACUUGGAUGACAUUGUGUUGCCCUUUGCUACACCUGCCCCAAAGUAUAAGCCCAGAGAUGAGCCAGCAACAGCCCAAGCGAUGAGGGAGGUGCUUACUGAAAUGGAGAGAGAGAUGGAUGCAGCUAUAGCAAUCAGUGGGGAGUGUCCAGAUGAGGAAGAUGAGGUAUUGGAGGCUGCUGAUUUUGUCACGGUGGAGAAGGAAGAUGAAAAGGCUUAUGCUGAGAGGCUUUGGAGCCAAGUUGAUUCGUCCGAGAGCUGUUGAAAGUCAUUGAGGAAUCAAGCCGACAAAGAGACUACUUGACCUUGGUGAAGGUAGCGCUGGGUCAGAAGUAGAUGGAGGAGAUUCAAGAUGAUCCUGAAUCCCCUUUUGUUACAUUAAAAUAUCAUUGGAAUUGCAUAAAGGGGGGUAUGACUUGAUACGUGUUGUAAUACUCUGCAGGUUUGAUAUAGAAUAUAUAGAUAGUUUAUUUAGACAAGAAAUUGCCGAUACAUAAAGCAGGAUUCUGUAAGGUGUAGUGUAGGAUUGAAUUUCUGUGUGUGUUGUUCACACUCUUUGAAACCAUUGCAACGGCAAUGCAAGAAGUGAAGAGUAAUGAUGU